AUGGACGCGGCGCUGCGCAGCGCCCGGCGCUUCCCCUCGAGGCUGCUGCUGGCGGCGUCGGGCCGGGCCCGGCGCGGCUCCGCUGGAACGGCCAUGGAGCAGCCCCCGGGCGGCUCCGAGGGCGGCGGGGGCUGGCUGGGCGCGCUGCGUUUCGACAACCUGGCGCUGCGCUCGCUGCCCGUGGACGCCUCGGAGGAGGGCGGCCCGCGAGCCGUGCCCGGCGCCUGCUUCGCACGGGUGCGGCCCAGCCCGCUGCACAACCCCCGGCUCGUGGCCAUGUCCCUGCCGGCGCUGGCGCUGCUGGGGCUGGAACCUCCCGCGGCCGACCCGGAGGCGGCGGAGGCCGAGGCCGCGCUGUACUUCAGCGGGAACCGGGUGCUGGCGGGCGCGGAGCCCGCGGCGCACUGUUACUGCGGGCACCAGUUCGGCAGCUUCGCGGGGCAGCUCGGCGACGGCGCCGCCAUGUACCUGGGCGAGGUGCUGAGCCCGCGGGGCGAGCGCUGGGAGAUCCAGCUCAAGGGCGCCGGCAUCACCCCCUUUUCCCGACAAGCUGAUGGUCGGAAGGUCCUGCGGUCAAGCAUACGGGAGUUCCUGUGCAGCGAGGCGAUGUUUCACCUGGGAAUACCAACAACGAGGGCUGGGACAUGUGUGACGUCUGACUCAAAAGUCGUCCGUGACAUAUUUUAUGAUGGGAAUCCAAAAAACGAAAGGUGUACAGUUGUUCUGAGAAUAGCCUCCACAUUUUUAAGGUUUGGUUCGUUUGAAAUUUUUAAACCUCCUGAUGAAUACACUGGACGCAAGGGUCCCAGUGUUAACCGAAAUGAUAUUCGAAUACAGAUGCUUGAUUAUGUGAUCAGCACUUUCUACCCAGAAAUCCAGGAGGCUUAUUCAGAUAACAAUAUUCAGAGGAAUGCUGCUUUCUUCAGAGAGAUAACCAAACGAACCGCGAGAUUGGUGGCUGAGUGGCAGUGUGUUGGGUUUUGCCAUGGCGUGCUGAACACAGAUAACAUGAGCAUCGUGGGACUGACCAUUGACUACGGCCCUUUCGGAUUCAUGGACAGGUACGACCCUGAGCACAUUUGCAAUGGUUCUGAUAAUACAGGGCGCUAUGCUUACAACAAACAGCCAGAGGUUUGCAAGUGGAACCUGGGGAAACUUGCUGAAGCUCUAGUUCCAGAGCUGCCUUUGGAAAUAAGUGAGCUCAUCCUGGAAGAGGAAUAUGAUGCAGAAUUUGAGAAACAUUAUUUGCAGAAGAUGAGGAAAAAACUAGGCCUAAUCCAGCUGGAAUUAGAAGAAGAUAGUAAGCUAGUAUCUGAACUCCUCGAAACCAUGCAUCUCACAGGUGGAGACUUCACAAAUAUUUUCUACUUGCUGAGUUCGUUCUCAGUAGACACUGAUCCUUCAAAAUUUGAAGAUUUCUUAGAAGAGCUUACAAGUCAGUGUGCUUCUGUGGAAGAACUGAAAGUUGCUUUCAAACCACAGAUGGAUCCAAGACAACUUUCAAUGAUGCUGAUGUUGGCUCAGUCUAAUCCGCAGCUGUUUGCAUUAAUUGGAACAAAAGCUAACAUAAAUAAAGAGUUAGAACGCGUUGAUCAGUUCUCUAAACUGCAGCAGUUAACAGCCGCUGAUUUACUCAGCAGGAAUAAAAGACACUGGAAGGAAUGGCUGGAGAAAUACAGAGUCCGUUUGCAAAAAGAAAUAGAAAGUGUUGGUGAUGCUGAUGCCUGGAACACUGAUCAUGUGAAGGUCAUGAAUUCAAACAAUCCAAAAUAUAUCUUGAGAAAUUAUAUUGCCCAGAAUGCCAUAGAAGCAGCUGAAAAUGGGGAUUUCUCAGAGGUAAGAAAUGUACUGAAACUUUUAGAGCAUCCGUUCCAAGAAGCAGAGGGUUUCAGGGAGGUAAAGGAAGAUGCAGAAGAGGAGGGAGCAACUGCUACAGCAGCUGCUUGUGCUGAAGAGACCAGAAGCAGACUACCAUAUUGCAGCAAACCUCCGCUUUGGGCUUCAGAGCUCUGCGUUACAUGAUCUUCAUAACUGCCUUGUCUUGUUUUUUGCUGUGAACUGAAGACUCUGAUCCUCCUUCAGCAGUGAAGAAUUCAGCAAGGCAAACGUCAAAGUGCUAUUAAGUUAUUGAAACAACCCUACAUUUGGAUGCGUUUGCAGCGUUCUUCAGCUGUGCUUAAGUUGAAGCAAGUGUUGAUCAUUGGAACAAACCCGUGACAAUUAACAGUUCCUAUAAAUCAGUAA
Empidonax traillii (willow flycatcher) is the source of this 2244-nucleotide messenger RNA. It is a transcript of the gene SELENOO, whose product is annotated as selenoprotein O. The record is from RefSeq and is a predicted model, not a curated record. The transcript is spliced from 9 exons. NCBI's taxonomy places the organism in Eukaryota, Metazoa, Chordata, Aves, Passeriformes, Tyrannidae.